Molecule: messenger RNA, 1053 nt
Organism: Charadrius vociferus (killdeer)
Lineage: Eukaryota; Metazoa; Chordata; Aves; Charadriiformes; Charadriidae
Gene: MEX3A
Product: mex-3 RNA binding family member A
Molecular function (GO): RNA binding
Source: RefSeq, a predicted model, not a curated record
AUGUCGGCGGGCCGGAGCCGCGGCGAGGCGGACUCGGCGGCGCUCGGUCGGUUCGCGGGCUGCAAGAUCAAAGCCCUGCGGGCAAAGACCAACACCUACAUCAAGACUCCAGUGCGGGGUGAGGAGCCGGUCUUCAUGGUGACGGGACGGCGGGAGGACGUGGCCAUGGCCCGGCGGGAGAUCAUCUCCGCUGCCGAGCACUUCUCCAUGAUCAGGGCCUCCCGCAACAAGGCUGGCACCACUUUCGGCAGCGCUCCCACCUUGCCUGGGCAGGUCACCAUCCGGGUGCGUGUCCCCUACCGCGUGGUGGGCUUGGUGGUGGGUCCCAAGGGGGCCACCAUCAAGCGCAUCCAGCAGCAAACCAACACCUACAUCAUCACGCCCAGCCGGGACCGGGACCCCGUCUUCGAAAUCACCGGCGCGCCGGGCAACGUUGAGCGCGCCCGGGAGGAGAUCGAGACCCACAUCGCGGUGAGGACGGGCAAGAUCCUGGAGUACAACAACGAGAACGACUUCCUCUCCAGCAGCCCCGACUCCGGCAUGGAUCGCUACUCAGAGGCCUGGCGGGUCCAUACGCCGGCGCCGGGUUGCAAGCCCCUCUCCACCUUCCGGCAGAACAGCCUGGGGUGCAUCGGCGACUGCUCCGUCGACCCCGUCUAUGAGACCCCCCGGCUGAACGACCAAAACGACUUCAAUUACGGUUACCUCUUCCCCAACUAUGGCGUGAACAAGCAAGAUCUGUAUUACGGGGUGCCGGAGUCAGGUGCCCCGAUGUGGGCUGGGCAGGAGAACACCAACCCCGUCUCGGUGCUCUUCUCGAAGCAGCAGCGGUCCAGCAGUACCGGUGCCAUCCACCCAAAUUCGCAUCGCUCCCCGUCCUCCUCCAUCCAAGAGCCCAAUCUCUCCGGUCUCCCCAGGCGGUCGCAGGGGGAACCGCUCCAAGGGUUUUCCAAGCUGGGGACCACUACCGCUGCCCGGACGUCUGUCUCCAGCAGCCGCGAGUGCAUGGUGUGUUUCGAAAGCGAAGUUACGGCAGCUAGAAUAUUUUCCUAA